AUGACUUCGUCUAUUCCAGACAAGAAGCAUCAUAUGCGAAUGAUUAAUACUCUAGAAGAGUACGACUUUCUGACGGCAAUUGAUCCCGCGACACUGGAACCUUGGCAGCAAGAAUACCAGGAAGAAAGAGUCAAGGAACUCGAGCUGGAGGCUGGGAUCAGAUCAAAGCUUCCAUACGAGAUCAAGAAAAUGAUAUACCGACAUCUGAUUCCUGAUUUUGAGCCAAUCGACAUUACCAGAUCCGAGAAUCGGGUAGCUCCAGCAUACUAUACCGACCCACACGCUGAGUUCGACUACUGGAGGCUUACGCCUUUUGUAUAUCCUACAGACAAUGUAUACGACGCUGUUCCGUGCAUGAAUGCGCAAAAGUUCGUGGAGAAUAUCCUUCUCGAUCCUAAUCACACGGCACGCCUCCAUACUCUGGAUCCACCUAAGCAAAUCACGUUUGAGGUUCUGAUCGGGUGGGACUUUGAUCCUGUGUUCUUGCCUCAAAUCUCUCUGGGCAAUGUGGAAUCACUUUUCGACUUUCUUCACGUCUUGGGUGGCAAUAUCAAUCACGUCAAGCUCAAGUUCAUGUUCAAAGACACCAGAGUAGCUUACGAUACUUCUCCUUCAUCCAAGAAGGAGAUCGCACCCGAUAAUAGAGGACGCCUUCGAAUCAUGAAAUCCAAGAUACUGGACUUACUCCAAACAGCCAUGAACAGAUAUCGUGCCCUUCUAGAAACACCAUCCACCGUCUCACCCAUGCAAAAAUGGGGCCGCUACCUCGAUUUCCAACAUGCGACUGAUGUCACCACAACAGAUCAGGAGAAAUACAAGCAAGUCAGAGUAUGGAUGGCAGAUUCUUGCUCGGAUCUUCUUGACGAUAUGUGGAAUAGUGGGUAUGGCCGCAGAGCUGGAUUUAUCAAGUGUCAUAUGUUGGAGGCUUUUAGGAUGCCCCAGGAGUAUUAUGAUCGGGAUGCUAUGGUCGUGUUGUAUCGCCAGAAUAUGGGGAUACCGUGUUUGCCGUUGAACAAGAGUCUUUAUUUCCCGUAG
Aureobasidium uvarum is the source of this 1035-nucleotide messenger RNA. NCBI's taxonomy places the organism in Eukaryota, Fungi, Ascomycota, Dothideomycetes, Dothideales, Saccotheciaceae. The record is from the annotation of a GenBank genome assembly.